UAUAAUAUGUACAUUAGAAUAAUCCCUGACUCUAACAUUUUCUUUCGUCUUCUUUAAAGUACGGAUUUGAAUUAUGCAAAACUUGCUUCAUAAACCAAAGAAACUGGAACGCUAGAUGGAAGAAACGAGCAGCUCGCUCCUAUACAUGUUUAGUUCGGAUUAAAGUUGUAACACUUUAUAGUUACGUGGAAACAAACCCUCUUGAACACAUGAGAAAUCUGUGUAAACAUGCAUACGAUUGUGCAAUCCUAUGCAUGUUUACUCAGAAGUAAGUCCUGUAUUCAAUAUUCCUCUAUCAGCAUAACUUCGUUUCAUAAAGGGCUCCUAUGCCUCAAAACUUGAAAUCUUAACUUCUGCUCCUUCUCCCAAAAACAAGCAAUUGGUGCUAGUUACAAAGAGAGGGUUAGUUUAAUGUUUUAGAGGUUUGUAUUCCCACAGGUUUUCUAAGGAAACUUAUAGAAAUAGUUUGAGGAGCCAGAAUACCUGCAAAGAACUUCUUUUUCAAGUUUCUGAGUAACUUGCUUCUUUAAAGAUAAAGUGAUACUUAAAGCCAUUUUUACGUGUUAUAUAGUAGAAAUUGGAAAACUCCAUUCCCUGAAUAAUUUCCAGAGGGGUGGGGAAUGCAGGAGGGAGGGGAAAAAAAGAUCUAUGUGGUACCCUGAAAACUUCACAUAUCUGAUGAAGUGGGAGAUAAUUCACAAAAUGCCAUGACAUGAUACAUGCCCCCUGCUGUAUUCCCAAAAUGGACAUGAUGGUUGAUUUAAAACUGCUAUUAUGUAAGUUGGUUCAAGGUUAAAGUCCAUUAAACUUGAUGGGAUUUCUCUGUUAGCAUGCUUAGGUUUGGGCUCAUUAAAUGCCAUAGUGUGGAAUAUACCCAAAUAUACCCAUGGAAGCAGUAACAGCAAUGGGAUAGCUAACUAACAAAGCUUUUUCCCUCUAAUCAAUAUUUUGGUCAUGAACUACUGGAAACCAUCAACUACCACCUUUUUCUUGCAGAAAUUGAUGGUUAUAUUUUUAAAAUUAUUAUUUGGAUCAGAGCAAAAUUAGACUAUGUGCAAUUGACAGUUAUACAAAUUAUAACUCAUGUUAGUCAGUCUCUCGCUUGCUUGCUCACCCCACGCUCCCUAGACACUGGUCCCUUUGAUAUUGUAUUUAUUUUGGCCCCAUGCUCUGUUGAUUUGAAAUCCUGACUUGCCUCACUGUCUGCAUGAUAGAGUUCAGCACUCUUCAGCUCUCUGUGGUUAAGAGAUUUGGCAGCAACUCUGUUCUAAUGAGUGAGAGAUCGACUACAAAUAACCUUGCUGCAUUUAUGCUUGCUGGUGCUUGAUGUCAUGUCCUUAGUGUGCCUGGAACAUUUCAAGAACUACGUGCACAUGUGCCAUAGGUAUAUAGAAUAUUUGCCUGAACGUGAGUUCGUUGGAUUUACCAUGAUGCUUCCAUUAUGCUUCUACUUUUUCUCUUUUUUUUUUUUGGAGAGGGCUGUUUGUCAUGACUUUUUAUCACAUCCCAUCAUGUCAUAUGAUGUAUUAUGAAUCUACCUUGACCUGAUGAAUAAACACUUCAGCUUGGCUUGUCAUAACCAUUUUGGGAAUUGUGCACAGAGGGAUUUAUUCAGAAAUUUAAUUUGAUUAGCAAUAGAGUCAUGAUAGUGACACAGGUUGUCUUCUCUUGAUAUGCAAACUGUUUCACAUUUUCAAUGUUCUGUCUUUAAUACAACUUUUAUACAACUUUAAUAAUUAAUGCUUUGGUGUAUGGUGUUUGGGAGUGAAUAUGUCACAUAUCAGUGUGGUUUGAGGCCUAUUUCCUUUCCAUAAAAUGUGUAUUUCUAAAUCCCUAGGUAAGCAGCAUUAAACAAUGGUUCUUGAGCUAAUGGGCCAUCACAGAUUAAUUGUUACGGAUCCAUGUUUCAAAAUGCUCAGUGUUAGCUCAGACCUCUCUCACUUUCUCCCCAAAUCUUAAUGUACAUCCACAUUCAAAAGCAAUGGAUAAUUGGAAACGAUGUUUCAAACCCAAAUCAGCUUUCAGUAAUUCUUAAAAACGUGCUAGAGACAUUUUAUAUCAAAUAAGACUCCGUGAAUCAAACAAGUAACUCAUGGCCAGCAUGUUCUUUGCUCUUGAUGCAGUAACUUUCUCAAUUUAAUGUUUAGGUGCUUUAAAAAAUCAUGAAAAAACUGAUCAUUGGACUUGGAGGGUAAGUGAAAAAAAUAUUUUUAAAAUCUGUUUUAUUUUAGAUCUAGAAUGAGUAACUUUUGUGGGUUUUGAGGGCCAUACUGUCCUUCUGGAAUAGACUGGUGGAUAUGCCUCACCUUCGCUAAAAUUGCAAAGAAAUAAUACUUUUUUUUUUUCAAAAUCACUGUGUUUUUUGUUGUGGCAGAUUUGCAGGGGCAUGGAAGCUGCAAGAGUGUCCAUGCUUAUUAAACAUCCAAAUGUAUCAGUAGCGGAAUAUGGAAUAUCGCUUAAAACCUUUUUCAUCUCUGUUUUUUGCUGGGCUUCCUUAGCUUGUUGCUUGCCCCACAUGAAAGUGUGGAAAUGGCAGUUUAUGUUUAGCAUUAUAUUAGUGCUAGCCUUGGGGUGGAGCAGAUAGUAUCUGGCAUAUUCAUCUUUGUCUCUUAUAUGGGGUAGCAUUUCUGCUUCUCCAUUUUUAAUGGAAAUGGUAUUGUCUUGGGUGGUUAAGGAUGAAGCUUUUAUUUGGCAGUUGCGGAUAGGCAACUGCCAAAUAUAUUUGAAUAGGAGGCCCAAAUGACAUGGCCUUCCGUUUGUAACCCUCAUUCUUUGCAACAAAAAAAUCUGUUAAGGAGGGAAAGUUGCAAUAGCUGCACAACCCCUUUUAAUUUUGCAGUGUUAGGAGCUCUUUGUUUGGAAGCAGGCAAGGGAGGGAUCAGGAAUCUUUGGCUCUUUAGAAGUUGUUCAGCUACAAUUCCAUCACCUUUGACCAUUAGCUGUGCUGGCUGGGGUUGAUGGGACCUGGAGUCCAAUAACCUCUGGAAAGCCACAACUUCCCCACAUCUGCUCUCAAGCUGUGCAUGUGAAAAAGAUGGAGUUGUUAGCUAGUGCAGUUGUAGCACUCAUUGGCCCUGCACUUGGAAUCACAGGUAUUUUCUGGAUCUUUUCUACAUGAGGCUGUGAAUUGCUAUAUCUGCUUUUGGUUUUGCAAAAGUAUCAACACCCAAGCUUUGUGCAAAGAGAUUUUUUCCCCCCUGCUUUUACACAGCAUAACUUCUAGGAAAAACAGACAUUCUCCUCAUUCUAAAAUAUCUCAUUUUCCCCAUUCUCAGAAAAACAGGGAAGUGCUAUGAAAACAGAAGCAAAACUGGAGAAUCACACACACCACCUAAAGAACCAUGUAACAAAUGGAGGGAAAAGCACUCUGGCAAGAAAGCUUAAGAAACUGCUUCCAAACUGUACUAUAAUUUCUCAAGAUGACUUUUUUAAGACAGAAUCUGAAGUGCUUGUAGAUGACCGUGGAUUCCUGCAGUAUGAUGUACUGGAUGCCCUGCAUAUGGACAAAAUGGUGGCACGCAUACAUUCUUGGAUGGCCAACCCAGAAGACCCUGCAUUGACAAAACCACCAAGUGGUACAGAUGAUGAUCAAAAAGGAGCAGAAGACACUUUUGUCUUAAUUGUUGAAGGCUUCCUCCUGUAUAACUACAAGCCUCUCAGCAAUGUAUGGGAUAGAAAGUACUUCUUAACUAUUCCUUAUGAAGAAUGCAAGAGGAGAAGAAGCAAUAGAAUUUAUAAUCCACCAGACCCACCAGGGUACUUUGAUGGACAUGUGUGGCCCAUGUAUCUGAAACAUAAGAAAGAGAUGGAAGAAAAUGAAACCGGCAUUGUUUAUUUGGAUGGAACAAGAUCACAAGAAGACCUCUGUUCAAGGAUUUGUAACGAUAUACCUAAGAACUAGAAAAGGCAAACUGGAGAAUGCAGGAAUAAGAUUGGAAACAGAUGGAUGGCUAUAAAGAACCUGCAACAGUGCCCUUGAACUAACAAGUGUGGUUCUUUCUUCUCCAGGUGAGCAAGCCACUAUUAAGACACUAUUAUGAAUAUGAAUCCAUAUUACUCAGUGACACAAUAAUAGCUUCAUUAAAAUACUGAUGUAUAUAUUAUGCCUAAAAGCAAGUUCUUCUAAAGCGGCACCCACCAGAGACAGUGCCAUGGCAUUCCUAUGGAUGCAUUUCCCACUUGGAGUUGCAAACUAUUUGUAAUUGUUGCCAGAAGAUCAAUUUGGGCAUAUUUAUCCCAGUGCCUGGAAGCUCUCAGGCUGUGGACAAAAGGGAGCACUUACAUGGCUGCUGAACUUCUCAACUGUUCUUUCUCAAUUUAUCCCACACUACACCCAGGCAUAUUCGCUGUCCUUUUACCUUGGCAUAUUAAAAAGGGAUGCAAGCUUCCUCCAGCGGGGGCGGGGGAACCUUCUGCACUUUUCAUUCAACUUCCCUAAAAACACUACCGGAAGGAUGCAUCCUGCAAUACAUCUGUUAGUGGUGAAAGGCAUAGUGAAGUUGGCCGUCCACAUGGGUCAUUAUGGUACUCUUGCAAAAGGUUGGAAAUCUAAAAAAUCUAUUUGCUGUAUGCAAACUGUCAACAAAGAGAAACAUGUAUUUUUAAAAUAUUGCUUAAUAAAAAUAAUUUUGUUUUGAA
Messenger RNA from Varanus komodoensis (Komodo dragon), 4638 nucleotides. RefSeq names its product nicotinamide riboside kinase 1 (gene NMRK1). Bases 3293 to 3901 code for a protein of 202 amino acids. The transcript is spliced from 8 exons. Gene Ontology annotation, cellular component: cytoplasm. The record is from RefSeq and is a predicted model, not a curated record. Lineage: Eukaryota; Metazoa; Chordata; Lepidosauria; Squamata; Varanidae.